Papilio machaon (common yellow swallowtail) is the source of this 880-nucleotide messenger RNA. Its product is annotated as putative nuclease HARBI1. The transcript is spliced from 3 exons. Bases 367 to 819 code for a protein of 150 amino acids. The record is from RefSeq and is a predicted model, not a curated record. Lineage: Eukaryota; Metazoa; Arthropoda; Insecta; Lepidoptera; Papilionidae.
CUGUGCCCCGAGCACGAACGACUUGCGAAAAAGUAUUCGUAUCGAGAUCGACAAAAAUUUGUAUGAGAUUUGUACAGCGCCCCUAUCGUGCGUAAAAGUAACUAAAUUUGGGAGCACGAACGAUUUUUGUUUACUUUCGUAUCGCUAACGUAUCGACAACUCUACGAUACUCGAGACUUUAUAAACAAAAGUGGCAGCACGAACAUAGUUUUGAAGUAUGGUAUCGUAAAUUUCGAAGGCUGGCUAUCGAGUAUAGUCGAAUCUUUUGUCACUUAGAAUUAGUCGGUGAGAAAAGUUUCGAAACAUUUUAAACCGCUUUAAAAAACAUUUUAUUUAAGUAUUAAGUAUUUUUGUGUGUUUGUUAAAAUGCAAAGGCCACCAAUUUACCAACGUAGUGCUUUAUUUUAUGUUCUUGCUGCAAGAUUAUUAGAAAAUGAGGGAAUUGAACGUGAAACUAGAUUACAGGUUCUUUGCGCGCUAUCUUUUUACGCCACUGGAUCAUACCAGCGGAUAGUGGGAAUGGCAAAGUAUUUAGACCAAACGACAGUCAGUAAAUGUGUCAAGGAGGUAACUGAUGCACUUAUCACACCCGAAAUAUUAGGUCAUUUUAUUAAAUUUCCAAAUACCAGAGCUGAGAGAGAUAUAAUAAAAAACAAAUUUUAUGCUAAGUAUGGUUUCCCUGGAGUGAUAGGGUGUAUUGAUGGAAGUCAUUUCCAUAUCUUUACACCCAAUAAAGAAAUAGAACAUUUAUUUUACUGUAGAAAGCAUUUCCAUUCACCAUUAAAGGAUCUCCUGUGCCAUCACUAUUUAAUUUGUUAGUCAGUUCUUUCCACUUGAUUUGAAUGAAAUGCCGACCUCGUGGACCACCAGAAGGUUUGGA